Molecule: messenger RNA, 3915 nt
Organism: Lasiosphaeria miniovina
Lineage: Eukaryota; Fungi; Ascomycota; Sordariomycetes; Sordariales; Lasiosphaeriaceae
Exons: 7
Coding region: 196-3636 (1146 amino acids)
Source: RefSeq, a predicted model, not a curated record
GUAGGCACGGUUAGUUUUCUCCUCGACGUCCCCAAUCCCAAGAGCCUCGUCUCUGACCCUUGCGUAAAUGCAUCCUCACGACAAACUACGCCGCUCCUCCGGCCUACCAUAAUCUCAAAGCUAGCAGGUCCAAACCUCGCUUCUAAUGUUUGAGAUCGACGACUUCUUACCAGCUUGACCGAAAGGAGAAAAAACAUGGCCAGCACAGAAAUAUUCGGCCUCGGCACACCUGAGGCAGUUUUUCAGGCGGCCCUCGAAACCUUCAAAUCUGGUCUCACGGCUGCCCAGCUCGAAUCCUUUCCCAAACAGAGCCUCAACAAUGUCAAGCUCAAGAUUCGUGCCAUCCAGCAGCGCCAAGAACGCCUGAAAACUCUCAUGAAUUUCUCGAGGAUCCAAUUUUACCUCGACAGGUUUGCCGAGUUUGACGCUGUCUGCCAACGAGCAAAUAUCGCCGGCCAGGGAACGGCCGAGCUUUCUGCCUUUAUAUGGGGCCCAUCGUUGUUUAUCCUCGAGAUAUCUGAAGAAGACGCUAAUGUCUUGGACUCGGUCUUGGAUACCUAUCAAAAGUUUGGCAAGCGGAUCCCUGAUCCUCGUGCUUAUGACAAUCUCGUCCAGCAACGACCAGAGAUGAUGAAAUGCAUCGCGUUCAUGUAUGAGGAUCUGCUGCGCUUCUACGCCAGCGUGCUCAAACUGCUAAGCGGUAGAAUCUGGAAGAAGACCUUUGGGGCCAACUGGCAGGAUUUCUUGGAUUCAUUCAGCCACAUACUCGAGAGUUUCGACAACCAUGGCAAGCUCUUGGAGCAGUUGCUGGCAGCACGAGAAAGGCACGCAGUAGAUGAUGCGAGGCAGCGCCUGAACGAUCACAUCAUCCGAAGUGCAGGCGACGGCCUAGUUAUGAGAGACUAUGCGAACAAUUAUGAAGCCGACCGCAUGGUGCUCUUGAGAGGCGCAGAGUCCGUUCGAGCCAUGGAUAGUCGCUUAAACGACCACAUCAUCAGGUCUGGGGACGAUGGCCUGGUUAUGAGAAGCCAUGCAAAUGACUACGACGCAGACCGGGCGGCGCUCUUGAGAGGCGCAGGGGCUGCGCAAGCAGUAGAGGGUCGCCUAAACGAUCACAUCAUCCGGCAUGCAGACGACAGUCUUAUAAUGAGAGAUCUUGCCAGUGAAUAUGAUAGAGACCGCACAGUGCUUUUGCAGGGAGCAGAGAGCUCGGAAGCUGCUGACCGUCGACUGAACGGCCACGUCACCCGGUCCAACGACUUUUACCACAAAGUGCAGCGGCAUAUCGACCAGUAUGAGCAAGAUCGGAUAGAACUACUACGCAAGUCCCGACACCAAGAAAAGACCCGCAAAGAAGAGCAGCUGGCAAAUGUCAAGCACUGGAUGUCGAGCCCGGGUGUACCGCAGUCGGAAUACCACAGCCAGUUCAGAAGCGUAAGGCACGACUUCCAGGAUACGGGCAUAUGGAUUCUAGAUGAACCCAAGCUAUUGAAUUGGAUGAUGGCGCGAGACGAGCCGCCCGUGUACUCGAUGCUUUGGCUGAACGGAAGGAAAGGAGCCGGGAAAACCACGCUCGCGGCUCUCAUAGUUGAUAAGUGUGAUCAGAUGCUCGAUUUCUCAACCAGCUACUUUUACUGCCGCGAAGGCGACACGGGCGACAACACGUGCUUGGCAGUGCUCAAAGGGAUAUUGCGCCAGUUUGUGCAGCACAACCAGGACCUUUUGCCAUCGUGCGAACAGAGACGGACUCGCGGAGAGGAGAUACUGAACGACCCGGCCACAGUCAGAUCUCUGCUGGACCUUUUCUGCGACCACGACUCCAACCACUUCGUUAUCAUCGACGGCCUAGAUGAGUGCGACAUCAGCGAGGCCAAGGCAAUUGCCGACUUCUGGACCACGGCUGUUGACAGAUGCGACAGAUACAAGCCUGGAAAGCUUCGCGUGCUGUUUGUCAGCGUGCACACGCCCGACAUCCGAAAGAUGAUGCAGUCGGCCGACAUCCUUGAUCUUCCGCCCGGGAAGUCAGGAAAGGAUAUCUGGAGAUAUGUCGCCAAGCAAUUUGGGAGGAUUCAAGACAAAUUCGAGCUGACGGAAGAUGAGUCGCUCAGUGCUCAGGAGCUUGUUUGUCAACGAGCGGACGGCAUGUUCCUCUUUGCCGUGCUCACGGUGCAGAAUCUGCUCGAGCAGCCAAACCUGAGGACAUUGAAGGCUGAGUUGAAGGAGACAAGUCUUCCUGCCACUUUAGAGGAAGCAUACCGGAAAGUCAUCGAACGCUUACGACAGAACCUCCACCCGAACCAGUGGGCCGAGGCGAGGAAGAUCUUCGGAUGGCUUGCUGGUGCCAAGAGGCCCCUCAAAUGGCACGAACUGCAAGCAGCGCUCUCGAUCGAGGUUGAUGAUGUGGGCCGCGGCGCCUUGGACUACCGCCACAACCGACUGCGGUUGGAAAUCCGCGAGAUAUGCGGUUCUCUGGUGCAGGUCCUCCAGAACCGCAUCGAGUUUAUCCACAGCACCACGAGAUCGUACAUUUUGAUGAGCGAACAUCUCGAUGAGAAGGCAAUUGAGUGUGACUUGACCAUCCUCUGCCUGUCCUAUCUCACAUUUGACUGUUUCAAACAGGGUCUCGAUGCCGAGAACAGGAAGAAGUUUGCCAGUGACGGCUACUACAGCUUCCAGGACUACGCCAUCUCAAAAUUGAACUACCACGUUGAGAAGCUAAUUCGGACCACGCCCAGCUUGUUCGGGCAGGUAGGUAAUUCGAGAGGCAGAGGAUACGAUGGAAAGCUUGCCGCUGUCCUGACAAGGUUUCUUGAGUUCUAUCGAGAGAGCUUUGUCGCUGCUGCCGCGGCAAGGCCACCGAGCUUGUCCCAGUUGGCAUCCCUUAGAGCCCGAUCGCCGCCACAAUCCGGCUCUUCUACACAACGGUCCGCAUCACCGUCGCGGUCACCGACACCGCUGUCGCAGCAACAUCAGCAAGGCGUUAACCCAGUAGAGUUCUGCCAACAGUUCCAACACACAAGCUUCCACUCGCAGCUGCAGGAGCUCUGGGCACACGUGUACAGCCACCAGUCGGGCGAUCUGACUGAGCGCAACAAGAUUAGCUUGCCAGAUCUAGAGAAGGCCAUGGAUAAGGCGCGUUCGAAGAUAGUCGAACUGGCGGCCAAUUCGAGCCGCGAAAAACUGGCCGAGUACUACGGCGACCGCCUACACAAAUGCAGCCGCCUAACGUGCUCCUACUUCUACGAGGGGUUUGAGACGGAAGCGAGGCUCGACAAGCACCUCAAGCGGCACGACCGGCCGUUCCAGUGUCCUGUCAACGGCUGCAUGGUGGCGACGCUGGGCUUCUCGGCGAACAAGGACCUCGAGAAGCACCUGCGGCAGGCGCACCCGAACGAGUCGGGGCAGCCGAGCCAGUUCGUGGGCGACAGCAAGCCGACGUUGGCCGAGCCCAAGUGGGUGUGCGAGAUCUGCAACAAGAGGUUUGUGCGGCAGGCCAUCAAGAAGGCCCACGUCAACAGCCACUACGGCACCAGACCACACGCGUGCGAGACGUGCGGCAAGAAGUUCACGCGCGCCAAUGACCGCAAUCGCCACCGCAAGCUACACAUGCGUGCACCCAACGGGAGGGAGAGGUAGCGCACGGUGUUGUUUAAAGUCGGGGGUCUAUGGAAGUUCAAGAUUUGGCAACUGUGAAGGGUGGCCCUGUCUCUUUGCCCCAGCCUUCGUACUGGAUGUGGUAUGGUGGCGCUUGAGGGUGGAAAUGGGCGUGUAGUCACCUUUCGGGGACGUGGUUGGGUGCAAAAACGCGGAUGGGUUGUAUGUGGCUUGAAGUAGUUCAGAAUUAUUCUUGAAGUAUUGCAGACAGCCUGGUUCUAGACUAGUGCGGGACGGGCAAGCAGAACAACUUGGCACUCG